This is a messenger RNA of Suillus subalutaceus, 2072 nucleotides long. Its product is annotated as Pescadillo N-terminus-domain-containing protein. Gene Ontology annotation, biological process: maturation of LSU-rRNA from tricistronic rRNA transcript (SSU-rRNA, 5.8S rRNA, LSU-rRNA); ribosome biogenesis. Bases 82 to 1911 code for a protein of 609 amino acids. Lineage: Eukaryota; Fungi; Basidiomycota; Agaricomycetes; Boletales; Suillaceae. The transcript is spliced from 7 exons. Gene Ontology annotation, molecular function: RNA binding. Gene Ontology annotation, cellular component: nucleolus; PeBoW complex. The record is from RefSeq and is a predicted model, not a curated record.
GAAAAUACUCAGUUGUCUGAAAUCUGAAAGUAUACACAUCGAGCUCUUGUCAAGAAAUAGCUCAAACAUCCCGUCUCCGCCAUGGGUCGAUUGAAACAAAAAGGAAAGGCUGGUGCAGCAAAGGCCUAUGUUACGCGGUCAUCUGCUGUGAAAAAACUUCAGUGCUCUCUGGCUGACUUUCGCCGACUAUGUAUCCUCAAAGGAAUCUUCCCUCGUGAGCCCAGACAUAAGAAACGGGCGAACAAGGGAUCAACAGCACCGACGUCAUUUUACUAUGCGAAAGAUAUCGCUUACCUCGCUCAUGAACCAGUCCUCAAUAAGCUGAGGGAGCACAAAGCCUUUGCGAAAAAAAUCUCUCGAGCACUUGGACGAGGAGAGUGGUCAACUGCGAAGAACUUGGAGGAUAAUAAACCUGUAUACCGAUUGGAUCAUAUUAUCAAAGAGAGGUACCCAUCAUUUAUCGACGCAGUACGAGACAUCGAUGAUGCACUUUGUAUGAUUCACCUUUUUGCAUCUCUCCCUUCCAAUCCUCGGGUUUCGCCCGCUCUCAUCGAAAACUGUGCUCGUUUGACUGCAGAAUGGCAAUUAUAUGUCAUGCACACGCGGUCACUACGAAAUGUUUUCUUGUCUAUCAAGGGUGUAUACUACCAAGCAGAAGUGAUGGAUCAAAAUGUAACCUGGCUCGUGCCAUAUCAGUUCCCUCAGAACAUACCAUCUGAUGUGGAUGUCCGUGUUAUGCUUACCUUCCUUGAACUGUACCAGACGUUACUUGGGUUCGUGUUUUUCAAGUUAUAUACAGAUGUUGGACUCGUAUAUCCGCCACCAUUGGAUUCUGGCAAGGACGAAUCUGGAGCUGGUGUUGGAGCGUUCGAUCUUCGAUCAACAAACCCUAACCCAGCUGCUGGAGCACCGAAGAACGAUACACCCAAGGUAUCCAGCAAGGAAGUCCGGCAGACAAUCAAGAACAUCACUGCAGAAUCAUCCUCGGUGCCUCCUACUGAUGUAGAUCUUGAUCGCAUUGAUCGCACCAAUUCCUUUCCCGAUGCCGCUGAGGAGGAAUUUGUACCGCAAGCUUCAAAAUCUGAUCUUGAUGUACCGUCGUUGCUCCCUACACUUCUCUCACUCUCAUCCUUACCAAAAUCAUCAUCGACAAACAUAUUUGCCCCAUACACUUUUUGGCUAUCACGCGAAUCAUCACGAUCAAUAUUCGAGUUCCUUAUCGGGUCUUUUGGCGGUCGUAUAGGCUGGCCGGUCUCAUCAGGAGGUGGCUCGCCAUUUACGGAGGAUGAUGAGGCAAUCACCCAUGUCAUUAUUGACAGGCCCGCUGCCAAGGGUGAUACAGCCCAGGAACGAGAACGUAGAAGACAAAGGAAGUAUGUACAACCUCAGUGGGUGGUUGAUUGCAUCAACGCUGGAAAAAUCCUGCUCGAGGAUCUUUAUGCCCAGGGGAAGACACUUCCACCCCACCUAUCACCAUUUGGCGAACGAGAUGGAGCAUAUGACCCAACCAUUGGCCUGGCGAACGUCGAAAAUUCGUUGGUCGAAGUCGACGACGCUCAGCUCAGUGAGGACAGUCAGGAGAUAGAAGACUGUGAGGGAGACGUAACUUCAAUGGCUGCCUUGGCGGCCUUGCGUGCGGCGGAGCUUGCAGCAGAAGCAGCAGGCGUCGACUAUGGCACUUUCGAGAAGGAGGUACAAAAGAAACAGAAACAGCAGAAGCACAAGGAAGACGCUGUUGUCGAUGGCAGUGGUGAGGAAGACAUGAACAAGAUUUUGAUGAGCAAACGCAAGCGUCAGUUGUACGAAAGAAUGAAAUACGGGGAGAAAAAACGAGCUACUGAGCACGCCAAACUCGAAGAAAAGAGGACGAAGAUUGAGAAGGACAGACGACGGAAGGCCAGGGUAUUAUGAGAUUUGUUGUAGUCUUAAGUCCCCAUCAUAUCUAUGCUCGUCCUCACAGGUGUCACCGCCGGUGCGAAUAUACCGAAUCCCACGAAAAGUAUUAGUAUUAGCUAACUCAUUGGUGGGCCGAAGAGGACGAUAUUACGAUCUUGAAAGUUCGUUCAACGUGU